Messenger RNA from Encephalitozoon cuniculi GB-M1, 507 nucleotides. RefSeq lists its product as uncharacterized. Lineage: Eukaryota; Fungi; Microsporidia; Unikaryonidae. The transcript has a single exon. The record is from RefSeq and is marked provisional. The coding region runs from base 1 to 507 and encodes 168 amino acids.
AUGAAGCUCGAGGUUGAGGACAUAGAUGAGGUAAUGGAGCAGAUCACUAGGCUGGCGCCCCCGAUACACAAAGAGGACCAUAGGUUCCUCAAUCAGCUGAGACAGACAAUAGAGAAGAAUACUGUUGUAAGGCCGAGCCCAAAUCUUCAAAGACUGGCUGAGAAAAGCGACCAAAGGGAUCUCAAGAUACUAUCCCUUGCACUGUUGAGAAGAGAUCUACCUUUAAAGGCACGCUUGGAGUUUAGCGAAUAUGUUGAGAGAGUAAAGGAAAAAAUAAAAGGCCUGAGAAGAAGUGCGCCUGAACAAGAGGGCCAGAGGGCCCGUGAAAGCAGCGUUUUUCAAUACGGCAGCAUGAUGGAGGACGUGACCAAAGUCGAAGAGUCCAUACCAGGCAUUCGGGAAAAAUUAAAGAAGGCACAGGGCCUAAUUGAAGACGCAUUCACCAGGUCUUCAGGAAAACAUCUAGGGCCUCUCGAAUAUGCGGAGAAUUUCUUCAGCCUUAUAUAA